This is a messenger RNA of Gossypium arboreum, 963 nucleotides long. RefSeq names its product indole-3-acetic acid-induced protein ARG7. Gene Ontology annotation, biological process: response to auxin. The transcript has a single exon. Lineage: Eukaryota; Viridiplantae; Streptophyta; Magnoliopsida; Malvales; Malvaceae. The record is from RefSeq and is a predicted model, not a curated record. The coding region runs from base 453 to 806 and encodes 117 amino acids.
GAGAACUUCGAAAGAUCACACCGAUCAAGCACCAUCCUUUCUCACUCAGAGUUCAUGUCUGACCUUACAAGCAAUAAUUUUCUUAUACCCUUUUUUAUAUAAUGACAUGCAUGUUCGUACACUUUCGUAUCAAGACACCAACUGCUAUAAAAAUGGCUACACCAUCUCAAUAUCCAUACAUUUCAGCUUAAGAAAUAAAUAACAUCACUAAACCUCCUACCAAGACUUCGACCAACCCAAGCUCAUAACCUCUUAGGCCUUAGUUACAUAUCAUGUCAACCAAUUAAUGCUCCCCCCAAAAGCUCUCUCUCUCUCCCUCUCUCUCUUUCUACUGCUAUAUAAUCCUUUCUUUCAGUUCCAUCUGUUUCACUACCCAAAUCUCCAUUUCAGAUUACAUGUGCAAGUUCCUUUCCCCCAUCUACUCUCUGUCUAUGUUGGCAUAUUGCUAGACAAUGAAGGGGAAAUUUCUAAAGGCAUGCAUUACCAAAUGGAGGAAGAUGGGGAAUAGAGUCAUACCUUGUGGCAGUUGCGAAUACUGUUAUGAGUGGGCAAAGUGGCCUAAUACCAAGAAUGAAGAGAGUUCAAUCCCGAGAGAUGUGCCAAAGGGUCACUUGGUAGUAUAUGUUGGUGAAAACUAUAAGAGGUUUGUAAUUAAACUUACCUUGCUCAAGCACCCACUGUUCAAGGCAUUGCUAGAUCAAGCUCAGGAUGAAUAUGAUUUUACCACAGACCCCAAACUCUGCAUUCCUUGUGAUGAAAGCCUUUUCCUCGAAGUUGUUCGAUGCGCUAGCUCUCCUCAAGAUUGAACACUCUCCCGGUGUCUAAAGGAUUUUAUGCUAGAAACUUGAUUGAUUCACGGGGUUUCAGUCUAAUAAGAACGCUAAUCUAUAGUAUACUGAGUAGAUCGUUGUAACAUUUUUUUUGUAGCAUAUAAAUGUAACUCCACUGAAAAAGUAUUUGACU